AUGUUGAAGACUUGCCAGAGUAUCCGACUACGAGCGAGACCGGAAGAAGCGGGGUAUCUGGCAGAUACUGGCCGAAUAACUUAUAAUCCGGGGAUCCUCCGCUCUGGCAAACGCGAAGACAAAGAAAUAGUCCCAGAUAACUGGCAGAUACCGGCCGAAUGA
Molecule: messenger RNA, 162 nt
Organism: Penicillium oxalicum
Lineage: Eukaryota; Fungi; Ascomycota; Eurotiomycetes; Eurotiales; Aspergillaceae
Exons: 1
Coding region: 1-162 (53 amino acids)
Source: RefSeq, a predicted model, not a curated record